Molecule: messenger RNA, 2559 nt
Organism: Trypanosoma grayi
Lineage: Eukaryota; Euglenozoa; Kinetoplastea; Trypanosomatida; Trypanosomatidae
Product: putative ABC transporter
Exons: 1
Coding region: 1-2559 (852 amino acids)
Biological process (GO): lipid transport; transmembrane transport
Cellular component (GO): membrane; intracellular membrane-bounded organelle
Molecular function (GO): lipid carrier activity; ATP hydrolysis activity; ATP binding
Source: RefSeq, a predicted model, not a curated record
AUGCACGAGAGGGACAAGUUCGCCGGGCUGCUUGCCGACGUCGAGACGCGGGGCAAAUCACUUGGAGUGAGCGGGUACUCGCUCUCUGUGACGACACUGGAGGAGAUCUUCAUCAAGGUUGCGCAGGGUACGAAGUUGUGUGAUGGCGAGGAGGCAAAGGACAAGGAACCCGUUGAUUGGUCGCGCUGUGUGUGGAACGUUGGGUUGAUGGAAAGUGAGGGCGCUAUUAUGUGUACGCAGUUUCGUGCGAUGAUGGCAAAGCGCCUAUGGAACUCGCUGCGUGACCGCCGCACGCAGUUUUUCCAGAUUGUCUGCCCCGUUGUUUGCGUGCUGCUGGCGAUGCUGCUGACGCUCAUCAAAAUGUUUGACAACCCACCAAUAGUCUUGAGCAGCGACCUGUAUGGUUCCCAGGUUGAGAUUGAUGUGUCGAACUGCGAGGCGGUGUUUGAUCUCUCAGUGCCGUUCUCACCGAGCACGCACACUGAGGUGCCGCCCGGUGUUGCGACGUCGCAUAAUAUGUCGGCGUACCUUCUGUCAACCUACCAUUCGCACAGCCGUGAGAGGUAUGGUGCGUUCGCGUGCCGUGACGCCGACCUUGGGGGUGCGAGCUCUAUCUUCUACAACACUUCUGCCCUGCACGAGGUCGCGAUUGGUGUGGCGAACUUUUACAAUGGACUGCUUCUAAAAGCGCACGGCUCUGCGCAGCGCAUGGUGACUCGUGUGCAUGCUUUACCAAGUACGCAGGCGCAGGAGGAUGUUGUCUCGUCUGUCUACGCGUUACUCAUCUCGAUUAUCAUUAUGAUCCCAUUCACCUUCAUCCCGUCGACGUUUGUGUCCUGGAUCGUGAAGGAGCGGCAGUGCAAGGCGCGCCACCUGCAGAAUGUGUCCGGGCUGCGUUUCACUGUGUACUGGGCAUCGAACUUUGUUUUCGAUUUUUGCUCAUAUCUUGUCACGGUGUUUCUGGUGAUCACCGUGCUUGCCAUCUUUAAGCGCAAGGAGUACGUUGCGCCGGCGAACGUUGGGGCGACGAUCGUGGCGUUUCUGUUGUACGGCCUCUCUGGCAUUGCGAUGGCGUACUCUGUGAGUUUCAUUUUCUCUGACCACUCGAAGGCCCAGAACGUUGUGAUGCUGACGAACUUUAUUGUCGGCUUCUUGCUUGUCCUUGCGGUGUCUCUGUUGUCCCUUUCCGAACAGACAGAGCACGUUGCCAACGUGCUACGCUGGGUCUUCCGGAUAGUGCCGAGCUACUGUGUUGGCGAGUGUAUCAGCAAUAUGGGGCUAAUCAGUGUGUUGCGCACCUUUGGUGGCGUUGUAUCUACGUGGAGUAUGAACAGUGUUGGCUGGCCGUGUGUGUACAUGGCGAUUGAGACGCCGCUGCUCUUACUGCUCACGCUUCUCAUUGACCACCCGGCCCGUCGGCAGUGCAUGCAGCGUCUGUUUCACGACCCUAACGCCUCGCCGGAGGUGAUUGAGGGCGAGGACGACGAUGCGGUGCGAGAACGUGUCGAGGUGAUGGACUCGCCGGGGCGUGUGGAUGACCUUGUGCGAGUGGUGAACCUGCGCAAGGUGUACGGAAAUGGGAAGGUCGCCGUGAGGAACCUGACGUUUGGUGUGAAGCGCGGGGAGGUGUUUGGAUUUCUUGGCACGAAUGGCGCGGGCAAGACGACAACCAUCUCAAUUCUGUGCCAGGAGUUCCUGCCGACAAGUGGGUCGGCUGCGAUCUGCGGCUACGAUGUUACGACGAACAGCAGCGCAGCGCUACGGUGCAUUGGCUACUGCCCGCAAUUCGACGCGACGCUUGACCUGCUGACUGUGGAGGAGCACCUGCGUCUGUACGCGGGGGUGCGUGGCAUCGUGGCGAGCGAGUGCGACAGCGUGGUGGAGGGUCUGAUGAAGAUGUGCGCGUUGACAGAGUACCGGAAGACGCUUGCGCACGAGCUGAGCGGUGGCAACCGGCGCAAGCUGAGUGUGGCGAUAUCGCUGGUCGGUGGCCCGCGCGUGGUGUUCCUUGACGAGCCGUCGGCUGGCAUGGACCCUGUUGCGCGCCGCGGGCUGUGGAACGCAAUAAAGGCGGUGGCCGACAACUGUUCUGUUGUGCUGACGACGCACCACCUGGAGGAGGUGGAGGCGCUGGCGCAUCGUGUUGCGAUCAUGGUGGAUGGCUCGCUGCGGUGCAUUGGCGACAAGACACACCUAAAGAACAAGUACGGCAGUGGGUUCGAGGUGACGGUGCGUCCAGUGCACGACGACGACGAGGUGUCGAUGGCCGCAGUUGAGGUGUUCAUGAAUGAGAGCUUUCCAGGCGCGCGGCUUGAGGAGCGGCACUCGAACCGUAUGAUCUUUGCGUUGCCGCGGACUGCGAAAAUGUCGCUGGCGUUCGAGUUGCUGGAGAGGCAUCGCCGGUCUCUUGGGCUGAGCGACUAUCAGGUUUCACAGACGUCGAUCGAGCAGGUGUUUCUGCGCAUAAGCGCGGAGGCAGAGCGUGCGCAUGAGGAGGAAGAGAUGCAAGCAAUGAUGGAAGGGCGAAUAAGGAAGGGCCGCCGAUUGUGCUGCUGCUGA